AUGACUUCCGAAAUCGCUGCGUUGAUACUCUCGUACCUCACACUAUUCAAUUCCCGCGUGCAACAACUAAUACUCGGAGCCGGCGCUACCACCACCGCCGGUCUCAAAAAUAUAACCACCAAACAUCUUGCCCUCGCCGCUCAAGCCACCUCCUUCAUAUCCGUUCUCAUCCCAUACAUUCGCGAAUACGUUCGUCGUAAUGCCGGCACUGGAUCCUCUGUCUCCGUUCUCAUGGGCGAGUUUGACAAGAUCCGCCGUGCAUAUCUCGAACAUCAGCAACUGAUUUACGAUAAAUUCCUCAAUAUUAUGGCCGGAAGAGCAACUGCUCAUGUUAAAAGCAUGAAAAUGAUUAAUUGGGAGGAUGAACCAGGAGCCUCUUCUAUCAAUGCGUAUAUGGAAACGAUGACGAAGGAGACGCUUACGUUACAUAAAGUUCUCAACAAGCACCUCCCAGAUAUGACUGUGAACAUGAUCAUGCAGCUGGUAUUUAAAAGCUUCAGAGAGCAAUUGGGGAAGGCUUUCGGGGAUGUCGUGCUGGGAAGUGAGGAUGCUAAAGCACGAAUGCUUCGCGAUGCAGAAUACUUUAAGACCCGUGUAGGUGGUCUCGAUGGUGCAAAUGACGCAGGCGAUUACAUCAUCAAAGUCGUACAGGAUAAGAACGUCCCGAGGGCCACGCCUCCCGCGACCACCCCACCACCAGCAGAAGGAACACAAUCGGCUUUAGAAAAUGGGAAUGGGAACGGAAACAACGACAACGGAAAUGGAAGUGGACCAGCUAACAGCUAA
Messenger RNA from Sclerotinia sclerotiorum 1980 UF-70, 786 nucleotides. RefSeq lists its product as hypothetical. The record is from RefSeq and is a predicted model, not a curated record. Bases 1 to 786 code for a protein of 261 amino acids. Gene Ontology annotation, biological process: retrograde transport, endosome to Golgi; Golgi to vacuole transport. Gene Ontology annotation, molecular function: syntaxin binding. The transcript has 2 exons. NCBI's taxonomy places the organism in Eukaryota, Fungi, Ascomycota, Leotiomycetes, Helotiales, Sclerotiniaceae. Gene Ontology annotation, cellular component: GARP complex.